Molecule: messenger RNA, 2337 nt
Organism: Trichomonas vaginalis G3
Lineage: Eukaryota; Parabasalia; Trichomonadida; Trichomonadidae
Product: armadillo (ARM) repeat-containing protein family
Exons: 1
Coding region: 1-2337 (778 amino acids)
Source: RefSeq, a predicted model, not a curated record
AUGGGUGAUUUAUUACAAUAUAUUACAAUUGCACAUGAUCAGAAUCACCCAUCUUUCAAUGAUGCUCAGAAUGCAUUAGUUACAAUGCAGAAUGAAACUCCAAUUGAAACAAUUCAACAAAUUUUGCAAAUUUUGACAAGCCAAAACCUAGAAUAUAAGCAACUUUUCUUAUCAAUUGUUAUAUUAACAAACUGUAUACGAAACCUAAUUACUCCAUUAACAGAAAACAAUCCAGAUCCUACUAUAAAUGCAGAUGAUUCUCUGAUUAGAGAAAUUUUUGAUGUAUCAUUCCAUUUCUUUUUGCAUGAGAACAGUACGAUCAACGCAUUAGCGCUAAAUCUUGCACAAAUAAUCAUAUCACCGCUGAAAAAUCGAAUAUUAGAUUUUGAAAUCAUUCCAAAGCUGGCCAAUUUUUUAGUAGAUGAUUCGUUAUCACAUGGUAUUUCACUUGCUUUACAGUGCUUGAUUACAAUUUACGGACCAUCCGAAUAUUAUCAAAAUUUAGUCGAAUUUAUACCAAAUGUCAUGACUAUUCUCCAAAAAUAUCCAAACGAUUACGAUAUCAUCGCCGAGUGCUACAAUUAUCUUUACAAUUUUAUCAGUAAUUUUACUUCAAUUUUCAAUGAAGAACAAUUUGCACAAUUAGUACAAAAUGCAAUAGUACUUUUAGAGAAGACACCACUUAAAAAGAGUUGUUAUAGGUUUUUACAUGCCGUUUUCGGCUAUUUUCCAAAUAUUAUCAUUCAAAAUUUGAAUCAAAUCUUUACUUUUAUAUAUGACGAUGUCAGACCCGACCAAGACGAUGAAAUUUUACAACAAGUUCAUAGUUUUAUUGAUCGUGUCAUUAUAAAAUCGAAAGAUUACGAAUUUGAUCGAGAUUUAAUGUACCAAUUGCUUCCAAAGCUGUUUAUUACUGUUAAGACCAUCAAGAAAGAAGAUGUUUUAGAGCCAUUCGAUUCAACAUACUUCGCUACCCAUACAAUUCUGAAAUUCAUAAAAGAUUUCGACCGCCAGUUCGGAAUGGAGCAGCUGAACGACUUCAUUAUACAGAACUCCAGCUCAGAUGACCUGAUUUCCCAUGAAGCGGCCUUCAGAAUGCUCUCAAUCCUGAUAACUUUCAUUUCUUUGGAAGAAUUAACGAGUGAUUACAUAGAUCUGUGCAUAAAUGGCAUGAAAUCGGAUUGUAUAAGAGUCCAGUACCAUGCACUGCAGACAUUGAAGAAGAUUAUCAACCAAUUUCCCGAAAAACCAAAUUUAUAUUAUUCUUUUUUUGAAAAUUACGAAUCUAUUGUAUCGCAAUCGGAAGAUGUGUGCAUAAACUCAAUAAGGGUGGCCAUAGAAAUCGUAAAAUGCCAAGGUUUCAACUUUUAUGAUGAACUUUUGCAAUUUGUUAAUAAUAUUUUAAUGAUUAACGUCUUCCAUUUAUCAGACCCCCUUUACAAGCUGUCCAAGAAGGUUUCUGAGCUAAUUCACGAGCCAGAAUUUAUUGAUAAUUUUUUAUUGUUGUUUUCUCAAUGUUUGAUUGAAAAUAUCUCCGAAAUAUCAGAGUUUAUGAUAGAUGGAAUCGUAAGAAGUACAGAAGUCCUCAUUUCCGGCUCAUCAGAAAAUUUUGAAGGAGUUGCAUUGAAUUUGAUGGAACUCUGCUACCAAAUAUUGAGUUCUCAUGAGUCAUACAGCUUCUUUGACCUACUUUCAGCCUUAAUUUCCAGAAGAUUUGAGUCAAUUAUUGAAAAUUCUGUUCCUUUCUAUGACAUGCUGCUUCGUAAUUUCGAAAUUACUGAUAAUGAUGAACUGAUAAGUCACAUGCACUAUGUUAUUCCUAAAGUUGUCGUCAAAGAAAUUCUUAAUGAAAGAUAUGUUGAAUUUCUUCAGUUAAUUUUGAAUUACUAUCGCAGUAUCUCAGGAGUUUCCAAUAAAAUCGGUGCAAUUAAGUGCUUUAAGAAGUUAUUUGAAGAAGAAAAUCCGGAAUUAAAACUUCUUUUCAAUGACGUCUUGAAUUCCUUUAAAUUGUUGAUGUCGAACAUCCAUAUAAUGAUGCAGAAGUAUGGAUCAAGCAUUCCAAGGCUUUUGUUGUCGAUGGCGAGAUUAUUAUUAAAAGUUGUUGAGAAAUGGGACCAACAAUGCUCAGAACGUGCAGCAUGUUUCCUCAUGCACAUGUCCUGCGUCAUUUCUUCAACAAUGAAGGUUCCUAGCGAAUUUACCAAGACAUUUUGCAAAGUUUUCACAGUAAUCAGCCAAAAAUACCCACAAAUAUAUGAAAUGUUUGUGAAGAAAGGUCCUUACAUCGUUCAUUUCAUUGAACAAUUAUAUGAAGAUGGCGAUGAGAGUGAUUAUUAG